Molecule: messenger RNA, 1501 nt
Organism: Folsomia candida
Lineage: Eukaryota; Metazoa; Arthropoda; Collembola; Entomobryomorpha; Isotomidae
Product: SEC14-like protein 2
Exons: 9
Coding region: 275-1213 (312 amino acids)
Cellular component (GO): cytoplasm
Source: RefSeq, a predicted model, not a curated record
AUAAUUUCACGGUCUAAAAACAAUUGAGCAAGACAACUCCAUGAUGGCUUCCCGCAACACGUGGGGUCCCAUUAAUGGUUCUCUUGCCUGAAUGAUUGACGCUGUUAUUGUGAUGCGAACCUUGUCCAGCCAGACAAUUUUCCCAUGUUGAGCAGUCAUUUAAGGAUCAUUCAGUAUAUUGUUUCCCGAGCUGCACUGUGCUCUCCUUGCCAAUUCCUUCUCGCAUUGCGAUUCCCUUAUUGUAAAACAAUUUUAGUUUAACCAUAACAAAAAUAUGAAUUUCGUAGUAAGAUAUUUUAGUUUUGUGAUAAUACUUCAAGUGACACAGGUCAUUAACUUGGUAGCAUCGGUCGACUCCGAUGUGACAAUUACUUUAGAACAGAAGCAAAUUAUGGAUAAAUUUAGAGAUGUCGUCAGCCCACGGCUUCCUCACGAUUAUAUGAAUCAAGACAUUUAUUUAAUUAGGUGGCUAAGAGCAAAAAAAUUUGACAUCAAGGCAGCUGAAGCUAUGCUUAUGGAGAACUUACAAUGGAGAAAAGAUAAUGAUAUAGAUAACAUUUUAACCGAAGAUUGGUCCGACUUCGAGGCCGCAUUUCCGUACGAAAUUCACGGAUGCGACAAAGAAGGAAGACCAGUGAUAUCAAUGUCCACUGGGGAAUGGAACGUCCGUGGAAUCCUUCUGUCAGGAAAAUUGGAACGUGCAGUGCGAUACUAUGACAAAAUGUUUGAAGAGACCUCCACCCUCAUUCGCCAAGCACAAAAGGAUGGCGACAACAUGACACAGUUCAAUCUAAUCAUGGACUUUUCUAAUUGGAAUUUAGUUGUCCAUGCGUGUCCUCUAUGCGUGUCUCUUUACAUUCGCUUCUACCAAUCCCUGGAAACCCAUUACCCUGGCAGUAUGCAUACUGUAUGGUGCAUUAAUGUUCCACAACUGUUUAAUGCACUAUGGCAAAUUUCGAAGGAGUUCCUCUCGUCCGAUACGCAGGCCCUGAUAAAAAUUUAUGGGCGAGGGAGGGAUGAGUGGAAACAGGCCUUGUUGAAACGGAUUGACCCCGACAACUUGACCGUGCAGUAUGGUGGACUGAAUGAGGAAGGAUUGACGAUGGAUGAAGUUAAGUUUCUGAGCGGAAGUGAUCAUUCCAUUAAGUGCUCAAGAAUGCCUUCACUUCGAGAGAAGAAAAGAAAGCUGAAAGAGGUUUCCAAUUCCGAAUGAUUUAAACUCAUUUUAUUAAUUCCGCAGAAAAAUAUCGCAGUCUGAUGACAAAUGUACUUAUAUUCAGUUAAUCAAAGUGUUCAUUAAAGUGUUAAAUACAUAUUUAGAUGAUUAGCAAAUUAAGAAUAGAAAAUUAUUCAAAAUAUCGUGGAGUUAUGUAUGAGUAUAUACGUAAAUUUAAAUACAUGUUAACUUCUAUUAAUUUCACUAUUCAUAAUCAAUACACAUUGCAUUAUUUCAGAAAUAAAUAAGUUUCUGGUGUAGAUUUAGCAUGCUCCAGUUUGAUAA